UCAGGUCUUGGAAGGCGUCUCCAGAUGAACUCGCUUGUAAUCAUUUUGCAGUGCAAAAACUCAGCAUAUUUUAACGGUAUAAAUCCAUAGUUGAUGAACUUUAGAAGUCGCUGCGUUUCAAUGAUUUAAUUUUGUCUGGAGCUGCGAAUGACUGAAUGGGGAACUGAGUCGCAGAAGGGAAAAAAGGAAAGGAUCUCUUCUAGCAGGCAUCAUCCCCCUCAGUCAGUGACCGCCCACAGUACGAGGGGGGGAGAGAGAAAGUGCUGCUUUGUGAAUGACGGGAGCGACGAAGGACAGAGAGCAAACUUUACCAGUAAUAUUUCAAGCUGCUGACGAUUUAACAUUCAACUGACAACUUUGGACAGUCCAGCAAGUGAUAUCUCACCGACAGGAACCGAGGAAACACGAAGCUUCCUGCUAUUGAGUCAUUUUGAAGAAGCUGCAAAAGAUGUUAGUCAGUUUGACCACUGUUGUCUGUCUCUGCUUGGUGGUGGUAGUCAGUGGUGACCCCUGCCUCAUCAUCAGCGAGAUCAAUGCUGACAACCCAAGACUGGACACCACAGAAUUUGUGGAGUUGUAUCACACUAGUGGAAAGCGGGCCUCGCUGGAUGGCUACACUCUUGUGUUCUAUAAUGGUAAUGGAAAUAUAGCCUACAAGGUGCUUGACCUCAAAAGCCACACUACAGAUGAUAGAGGUUUCUUCCUGGUGGGUUCGGUGGAGAUGCUGCCCAAACCAGCCAUCCUCCUGCCACCUAAUACUGUCCAGAAUGGCCCAGAUGCCAUCGUCCUCUACCACUCAUCUGCUGCUCGCUACAGUGAGAGGAUGAACGUCACUGCGGUCGGGCAGGUGGAUGCAGUCGUCUACAUGACUCGUCGCACUGGAGGUGCAGAGUUCCUGGCUGAAAUCCUGACUCCUGGGGUGCCAGCUUUUGUAGAGGAUGAGGCUGCGCUCGAGGGAGACGAGUCAAUUGAGAGGUGUCUGCUCUCGGAAGAUCAGUGGGGCUUUCAGGUGUCCUCGCCCUCACCGGGACAGCGAAACAACUGCACCCCACCUGCUGCUGCCCCAACCACUCCUUUGAUUACUGAGCUGAAGCUGGGUGGAGGACAGGUGGAUGGGUUUGUGGAGCUGACAGAGGCUCCAGCUGCAGGUCCUCUAGCACUAGUUGUUUUAGAUGGGAAAACAGACAAGGUCAGUGUCAGUGUGGAUGUGGACACCUCCACAAAUGGAUUGAUCUCUGUGACCAUAGACAAGAAAUUCAUGAAAGGAGAUGAGUCUGGUGCUGUGGCUAUUUACAGCGGCAGAGCUACAGACUUCUCAGUGGGAAGUCCACUGAGCCAGAUUCAGCCUCUAGAUGCAUUUGUGUUUGCCGGACCUGGUAAAAAGCCAAGUGCCAACCUUACGGAAACUCUCAUCCCCGGCAGGCAGCCAUACCAGCUUAGUAACAGUCUACGAGAGGGAGGCUUCUAUCUCAGCCGCUGUGGUGUGGCUACUUGGACCAGAGAUCCUGGCAUCUUCUGGGAGGCCCCGCAAACUCCUGGGCAGCCCAACCAAUGCCCCUGGCCAACGAUCUGCCCUCACAGCUUUGUGACUCCAGGCGGUACUGAUUCACCACCUCACCUUCCACCUUGGGGAAAUAGUGACUUUUUGAUCAAUGAGCUGAACACUGAUACACCCGGCGCAGCUGAAGAUGGCGAGUACAUCGAGCUCUGGCACCCAUCAGGUCGCAGAGUGUCUCUGCAGGGAAUCUGGAUUCUGCUGUUUAGUGCACACAACAACAAACCUUACAGGGAGAUCAGCCUGAGUGGACACUUUACCACUGCCAAAGGUUAUUUUCUGCUGGGCAGUGACAGGUUGGUGCCAGCUCCAUCACUUCGCCUGCCUCCCAACACCAUCCAGAAUGGUCCAGAUGCUGUGGCGCUCUAUCGCAGCCCUUUCGGCCCACCUUCAGCUACCCAGAGGGGGAUCCCUACCAAAGGCCUGCUGGAUGCAGUGGUGUACCGACAGAGGGGAUCAGAUAAGGAGGCACAGGAGCUGAGUAAAGCUCUGACUCCAGGACAGCUGCCACUGCUGGAAGAUCCAGGUGUUCUGCCUGGGGAUGAAUCCCUCAGCCGGUGUAGAGGCCUGUACCCCUAUGACCUGUCUGCCUUUUCUGUGGCUCCACCCACUCCUCUGAGGGAAAACAGUUGCCCCCGCCCUCCUCCAGCCCCUGAGGGUGUUGUCAUCAGCGAGGUAGCUAGUGGCUACUGGACCAAUCACAGCCAGCAGAGGGCCUUUGUGGAGCUUUAUGGACCACCGAAGACAGAUUUGCAGGGUUUGGUACUCUCUGUGUUUGACCAGGAGCGCAGUGGGACCGUCAUUGCACUUCCUUUAAAUGGCUUGCUCAACCAUGAUGGGUUUUACAUCGUUGGAAAUGUCACUGGAGCAGAUCAGACUUUCCCAGAAGGCUCCACGGUGCCAGCACGAGGAGCAGUGGUCCUGUGCUAUGAUCUGUUCAGUGUGUGUAGAGCCGGCACUGCUCUGACCAAUUCCAGCCUCAGAGAUGUGCUGGUGUUCAGUGAACACCCGAAGCUCCUUUCUUCACUAUCCACCACUAGGGGAGACAAGUGAUUCCAGCUCUCGGGUCAGUGGAAGCUGGUCCCGUCUCACUCAGCCGGUGUUCAUGCUGUGACAUCAGGAGCCCCUCCUCCUGGACAAGCUCAUCUCCCACACCUUACAGCACCAACCUCUGCCCAAGUUCAGCCUUCUCAAGUCAAAUCGACCUUGCCUCGGACCCCUGUCUAAAGACUGGCAAGAGCAGUCAGGAGACUGCAUACAGUCUAAUUCAUGGAAAAAAAGGUCGCUGAGGUGGCCCGCUACUUGGAGCAGAGGGUGGUCACUGUGGAUCUCUGCGCUGUACCUCCAAGGAGCCAACUUUCAUGCAUGUCUGGGUGGCUGCGAGUGUGGGGAAAUAUCCAGGCGCUGUCAGACUACCAGAAGGCCCUCAUCAUCCAGACAUCACACACAAAUCCUUCUCCUGAUCAGGCAGACGCCUGUUUGUCUCCCACGACCGAUCGCUACACAGGCACAGCUUCAGCCCUGGGGUUACAGAUCGGCUGGUAGUUGCAGUGCUCCUGCUGCUGGGACUUGGAGCUGCUCUGUUCACAUUCUUUCUACAGAAGGAGGCGUCCUUUGGACUACUCCACCAUGGAGCUGAGUGAACAUGCAGAGGGACUUUCUGAUCUAUAAUCCAGGCUUUGAAUCAACAUCUUUCCAUCUGGAAGCUCGUGUGUGCGUGAGUGUGUAUAUAUGGGCAGAUUCAGCUGAGCAAGCAAGAGACGGGGAUAAUCAGAGGUUCGUUUGAUGUGUGUAGGGCAUCGCAGGACAGCUCUGGAACGACUGCCACCGGAAGUGUCCUUCUCUGCAUCUUCAGAAGACCACUAAUUAAAAAAACAAAAGACUUGUAAAUGUUUGUGACAGUGCUAUUUUAUGUCUCCAGUGUCAUGAAAUCUGGCAAAGUAUUGAGGUGCAACCUCUCCCUGUGAACAGUGCUGGUUACUACCUGUUCUGGAAAAGAAGAUAUAAGGGAUUUUCUUGUUUCUUUGUUUUUCUAAAUACUUGAGUCCUUAAUGCUCUUUUUUUUUUUUUUUUUUUUUUUUGCCUGACUUGUUUAUGUUACUCUGGAUAAAGCCUUUAAAUGUGAUUACCUUGAAUAGCUAUGGUUUUGAUUUAUGCAGGAAGCUCAACUUGUUCUGCACUGUUUUAACAUCAGCCUAUAAUCAAGAUGAUAAUUAUUAAGCUUACAUUUAUCCUUAAAAAUGAGUCCUGCAACUUGUUGUUUGUCCAUUUCAGACUGUAGUCAUGCAAAGGGCUUGAUUGUCCCUUAAAUGUGAAUGUCUCUAACUUUGUGUGUGUGUUUCUUUAACCACUUUUGUGUGCUUGCUUAAAGCAAAGUGUUUACAUCAUCCUGAUUUAAAAUGAGAAGAAAAGGGUGUGGGAGACUGAAAUAAUUUCUCAAAUGAGGAGUGCUUGUUUUUAGAGGUGAAAGAUUGCUUUGUAUUCAGAGCUGUUUUAUGUUUCACAUUUUCUGUGCCUUUCACCUGUGUGAUACUUCAUCAGCUGAUCCCCUACUCAUCACAUGGACAGUGCAACCCCAUCUUGUUUUUGUUCCACCUGAGUUACUAUUCCUUGCCUAAUGAACUCUGAGAUCUUUCCCAUUCACAAUGUUGCUCCUUCCCCAAACAAGUAUGCCAAUCAGACUUGACUUUGUGAAAUCAGACCAGUUAAACAGCAGUGCUGCUGCUUUCAUCUAACGUUUUUGUUUGUUUUUAUUGUAAAAGCAGACAAUUUUGGGGAAUGAAGCCUGUUUUUGUGUUUGCAGUAGAAGGCCUUUCCAUUUAAUUUGUUUUUUAAGGAAUGAUUAUGAAAUGUAUUUUAAUGUGUAUAUUUUUAGAUUUAGGGUGAGACUGUGUAAAAAGUUAAAAAAAAGGAAACGUGUAAUGAGGAAAUUUGAACUCAGUGUGACAUGCAAGUGUGUUGACUCUUAAAUGAACUGCAAUUUUUUUUUCUUUCAGAUGAACACAAUAUGAUACUUCUGGGUGGAAGUAUGUCAGUUUUUCUCCUUUUUUAAAUGUACAGAUUCAGAUCACCAUUUAAAAUGGCAAAAAAAAAAAAAGAAACGAAAAGAAAAGAAAACAGGAACUUGCA
Molecule: messenger RNA, 4684 nt
Organism: Melanotaenia boesemani (Boeseman's rainbowfish)
Lineage: Eukaryota; Metazoa; Chordata; Actinopteri; Atheriniformes; Melanotaeniidae
Exons: 12
Coding region: 449-2608 (719 amino acids)
Source: RefSeq, a predicted model, not a curated record